AUACUGUGCGGGGUAUAUUAAACGCGAUGCAGUCCAUAACCGAACCCAGGGAGCCCUAAAAAGCGAACCUCUAGCUGUCGCACGAGUUCAGUUUCUGGUCAUAUUUCCUCACCUACGUUCAAAAUGCUGUCGUCUACGGGCCCAAACAACUCAGUAGCCUAUUACAACGGCCAUGUCUAUACAGUCAACCCUGCUCAGCCCUGGGCCCAGGCAUUCAUUGUGUCACCUACUGGUAUAAUCGAGGCAAUUGGUACUGAAGAGGGGAUUUUCAAGAUUGCCAGCUCACGAAACCUCAUCCGAUAUGACCUCGCUCAACGAUUUGUCAUGCCAGGCAUCCACGAUGCCCACACCCAUCUGCUACUUGCCAGUAUGCAAGCCUUGAAUGAGUCAUCCAUCGGCUUCGAUUCCGGCGCCAGCAAUAUCAGUCAACGGUUGGAGGACGGUAUAUGCGCUUGUGCUUAUCACAAUGUGGCAGGAGACUGGGUGAUUGGAAACUUCUAUCAAGCCAGCUUCUUCCCCGAUGGGAUUCCGGAUCGCAAAUACCUUGAUUCGAAGUAUCCGACUACGCCCGUCCUCGUUCGGGAGGUUUCUUGCCAUCGAAUCCUGCUCAACACAGCGGGGAUGAAAAGAGCAGGGAUUGACCCUGUUCACGCCGUAGAUCCACCGGGUGGCUUUUAUGUCCGCCGUUCAGAUGGAAGUCUCACUGGAGAAGUUGCUGAAAGCGCUAUGAGUCAGGUCUUUUCCAAGCUUCCUAUUACACCCUUAUCUCACGCCAAACGAGCUUUGGAGUUUGGUGUACGCAUGUGUCUCAAGUAUGGAAUCACAUCCUGUCAAGAAGCGUCCGCAAACUCCCUCUACCUUCAUGCCGUCGAGGAAUUGGAGCAGGAAAAUCGUCUCGAUCUAGACAUAUAUACUCAUAUUGUCUGCGCACCCGAGACAUUUGCCAUGGAGCCUCGCGAUAGUCUAGCAGCCUUACUAGAUGUAGCCAAUGGUUUCCGCAGCAAACAUGUGCAUACGAAUUUUGUGAAGUUCUGGCUUGAUGGAGCUCCAUUACCGCCGCAAUUCACCCAGUGCGAUCUUGACGCUCAGGGACGUCCAGAGCAAAAGCAUAUGGUGAUUGACUGGCGCUUUUUGGAGGAAGCAGUGACCAAAUAUGAUGCGCGUGGUAUGACCUGUAAGCUUCACGUUGCAGGAGAGGGAUCGGCUCGGGGAGCGCUGGAUGUGUUGGAAAGAGUUCGAAAGGCCAAUCCUAAUGGACCGAGACAUGAGCUUGCACAUUGUAGCGCAGUUCACGAGGAUGAUGUUCCUCGCUUUGCGAAAAACAGAAUCACCGCUGAGAUGUCCCCUGCCAUUUUCCACGAACCAGUUGUCCAAGAGAUCCCACACCUUCUCAAGUGGCCUUUCAACCACGUCUUAGAAACAGGGGCCCACAUGACAAUCGGGUCAGACUGGCUUUUGCCAGAAACACCUAGUCUUUUCGAUGCACUUGCUGCUAUUGUCGAAAAGGUGGAAAUUUGGCCGGGCGGCCGCAAAAGCUCUGCUUUGGAAUCUGGAAAAUCUAAGAAAGAGAGAGGAGGUGAGAUUCUAUGCCGGGUUAUUACACUCAGCGGUGCAGAGGCCGUUGGAGCGCAAGACCAAACUGGCAGUCUGGAGGUGGGAAAGAGAGCCAAUUUCAUCGCCGUGGAUCGCGAUUUGAGCAAGGGCAACUUCUCUGGUGCUACUGUUUUGAAGACAUGGUUUGAGGGACGGUUGGUCUAUGACCGCAAGGAUCAUGAUUCUGUUGCGAUACCCUCAACCGCAAACAGCAGACUGUGA
Molecule: messenger RNA, 1815 nt
Organism: Penicillium subrubescens
Lineage: Eukaryota; Fungi; Ascomycota; Eurotiomycetes; Eurotiales; Aspergillaceae
Product: amidohydrolase
Exons: 2
Coding region: 124-1815 (563 amino acids)
Molecular function (GO): hydrolase activity, acting on carbon-nitrogen (but not peptide) bonds
Source: RefSeq, a predicted model, not a curated record